CUUGAAGCGCCUGCGUAGUACCGAGUUGGGUCGUGCCGUCGCCGCGCGCUAGGUGUGCAAGCAUGCAUACCAUUGCCAUGGUUGUCAGGACUUGGUAGACCGCCAUGCUGAUGUGCUUUGGGUAUCCGACUUGUCUGCGGCGUGCGGGAGAGACGUGUCGAAGUUUGUUGCAUCGAAGAAUAAUUUGGUGACAAUAGAGUCACGAUGACCGCACAAGUUCGAACAAAGCCCCGCUUUCCCGCACUUGCUCAGCCGCUUGCAACCCAACUAUCCAGCCAACACGCGAAAGUUGGGCGCUAACUAGGGGACUAAUGGACACUUGAUGGUCUUACUAGCACGAGCAGCAAGCAACUCCGUCGCUACCUGUUGAUAAUGUCUCCUGGACUCCGGACAUCAUCUGAGUAUGCUCGUCAUGUGCGGCACAGCGAGGACGGGACAUCCGCUUUGACUGCCUUUGACCAAUCAUCUUCGCUGUCAUCCGUUUGCUCUCCCGUGGAUACGUUCCACCCCGGUGGUAUGUGAACAGUAUCGCACAGCUGCAUUUUUCCCAAACACAACCCAAGACCCCUCCGCAUCUGUUUGGACAUGCUACCCAUCAUCCGCACCUCAAACGUCAGCCAAACCAGGCACCAGCAGUCAGUUCUUCCCCCCACAGCUGCGGCUUAGAAGCGUGACAGAUAAGGUGCGUUUGUCUAUCGACCUCACACACACAGAACAAAUUAACCGAUAUUGUCGACGACACAGGGAGUGCUCACGUUGCUACACUUGACGCUCGCUCAAGGACACACACCCAUGUCGUCGAGCUCGUUGUCGGCAACUGACAGUCGUUCGUGGGCAUAUGAAGACUACGCUCCGUCAGCACAUGAGAUUCACUCGCUUGUCGCGACUGUAAUCGUGGCGAUCGGUGCUCUGGUGGCCAUUAUCGGCCUGCUGCAAAUGCCGAGUUUGGGCAAGAUUCAUCUAACGAGCGCAUUUGCAGUCUCGAUCUUCCUCAUCGACGUCAUUGUGUACUUGGUGGCCAUCGGCACCGGGUUGCUCGUCUGGCUCGCCUCCAACUUUGGCUCGUGGGAGGCACGGUACUCGCGGCUUUGGAAGGCCAAGGUCCUCGCCGGCCUCGCCAUGCCUGUGUCCUCGAUCUUCACACUCUGCCGCAUGCUCAUGAUCUUCAUUCACUGCCAGCGGGCCGUCGACCGCGAUCACGACCACCACAACGAGGGCUGCUGGGGCAACCUCGACACCGUCCGCACCACCAUCAUCCUCCAGUUUGUCGGCUCGAUUAUCAUCGACAUCGGUCUGUUCUGGGCCACCUACAAGGCUCACACCCGCCGCCUUGCUGUUAUUCUCCUCCUUGAGACCGUCGACCGCCGCAUGGCCGAGGCUCAAAUGCCGCUCCUCGCCUCGGACUCGGCCGCAGACUCGGGCAUCGGCUCGGACUCGCGCGCUAUGUCGUCGUCGAACCUGUGAACACCGACUACCACCCGCCGCAGCCGUGCAUCUGCCGCCGCUGCCGUUGUGUGCUACAACCUGUUACCCACCACCCGCCGUCAUCCCCCUCCGGACCCUGCCUUGUCGAGAAUGGCCAUGGCGUGCUUGGGCAGCAUCGACUUGAUGUGGUCAUCUUUGUAGCCAAGAGCCCUCAACUGUUCAGCCAUUUGCAUUGUCACCAUCAAAGGAAUUCCCCUUGCC
Molecule: messenger RNA, 1686 nt
Organism: Thecamonas trahens ATCC 50062
Lineage: Eukaryota; Apusomonadida; Apusomonadidae
Exons: 2
Coding region: 793-1464 (223 amino acids)
Source: RefSeq, a predicted model, not a curated record